Messenger RNA from Cornus florida, 1665 nucleotides. RefSeq names its product UDP-glycosyltransferase 83A1-like. The coding region runs from base 106 to 1470 and encodes 454 amino acids. The transcript has 2 exons. Gene Ontology annotation, molecular function: UDP-glycosyltransferase activity. The record is from RefSeq and is a predicted model, not a curated record. Lineage: Eukaryota; Viridiplantae; Streptophyta; Magnoliopsida; Cornales; Cornaceae.
CAAAAUUUUAGCAUACAAUUCUCAAUCAUAUAUGCCUUAAGACUAACUAAUGUGUGAAGUACUUGUUAUACUAGUAAAAUCUGCAGAGACAGAAAAAGAAGAAAAAUGGGCAAGCCACAUGUUCUAGCUAUACCUUAUCCAGCACAAGGCCAUGUAAUUCCUCUGAUGGAGCUUGCGCAGUGCUUAGUCACAGCCGGUUUCAAUGUCACCUUUGUAAACACUGAGUUUAACCACAAACGUGUAACUGAUGCAUUCUCAGAGAAAAAUAACAUAGGGGAUGAGAUACAUCUGGUUUCAAUUCCGGAUGGGUUGGCAUCCUCUGAGGACAGAAAUGAUUUGGGAAAGCUAUCAGAAGCAAUCUUUCGAGUCAUGCCGGAAAAGCUUGAGGAGCUCUUAGUGAAGAUUAAUGAAUCAGAUAGCGAAGAUAUCACUUGCAUUAUUGCGGAUGAGAGUAUGGGAUGGGCCCUGGAAGUUGCGGAGAAGAUGGGAAUCAGGCGAGCAGCCUUCUGGCCUGCAGCAGCAGCAAUGUUGGCCUUGGGAUUGAGCAUUCCCAAGCUAAUUGAUGACAAAAUCAUAAACAAUGAAGGAUUUCCAAUUAAUAACCAGAUGAUUAGGUUGUCACCAACCAUGCCAGCCACGAGCACAGCACACUUAGCAUGGACCUGCAUUGGUGACGUGACCACCCAAAAAAUUAUUUUUGAAGUUGUGGUGAGAAAUACCAAAUCUGUGAAAGUAGCGAACUGGCUGAUUUGCAACUCAACUUAUGAGCUAGAGCCUGAAGCAUUUACCUUGUUUCCAAACAUCUUACCAAUAGGUCCACUUUUGGCAAGCAAUCGGCUUGGAAACUCAGCAGGUUAUUUCUGGCCAGAAGACUCAGCCUGCCUGAAAUGGCUUGAUCUACAACCACCCAGAUCAGUCAUCUAUGUAGCAUUUGGGAGCUUCACAAUCUUUAACCACAACCAGUUCCAAGAACUGGCUCUGGGACUUGAGCUCACCGACAGGCCAUUCCUAUGGGUUGUGAGGCCAGAUUUAACUCACAACACAAUUGAUCCUUACCCAGAAGGAUUUAGAGACAGAGUAGCAGCUCGUGCACGAAUGGUGGGUUGGGCACCUCAACAAAAGGUCCUGAGUCAUCCUUCUGUUGCAUGCUUCUUAAGCCAUUGUGGUUGGAACUCUACCAUGGAGGGUUUGAGCAAUGGAGUCCCUUUCCUGUGCUGGCCUUACUUCGCAGACCAGUUUCUUAAUCAGAGCUACAUUUGUGAGGUUUGGAAGGCUGGAUUAGGGUUCAAACCAGAUCAAAGUGGAAUCAUAACACAAGGAGAGAUUAAGGAUAAGGUGGAUCAAGUGCUUAGCAACCAGAAAUUCAAAGAAAUAGCUUUGGAGCUUAAAGAAAAGGCUAGAGGUAGUGUCAGAGAAGGUGGCUGUUCUCACAAGAAUUUCAACAAUUUCAUUGAAUGGAUGAAAGCAUAGACAAAAUUAAAGAGAACUUCUAUGUGAAAUUCUUGCCUAUCAUAAAGAACAAUGAGGCCUAGAAAAUUAAUUGCACUGUUAAAAAUUGCCUAAUUUUGCAACGGAAGUUUAGCUCAUCUUAGUGUUUGGAUGUAACACUAAGUCUCAACUCUGAAGACUGUUAUGAUAGAAAAUUGCCUAGGCAACUCCAUAUUA